Messenger RNA from Jaculus jaculus (lesser Egyptian jerboa), 2519 nucleotides. RefSeq names its product solute carrier family 35 member D1 (gene Slc35d1). Gene Ontology annotation, cellular component: Golgi apparatus. Gene Ontology annotation, molecular function: antiporter activity; GDP-fucose transmembrane transporter activity. The record is from RefSeq and is a predicted model, not a curated record. The transcript is spliced from 12 exons. Lineage: Eukaryota; Metazoa; Chordata; Mammalia; Rodentia; Dipodidae. The coding region runs from base 115 to 1182 and encodes 355 amino acids.
UCGGAGCAGACGGGCGGCGGUUCCUCGGGAGCCUCGGCAGUGGGGCUCACGUCCCCCGGCCCGAACCCCGCUCCGCUGAGGCCUGCGCCCCGCUCCGCUGCUGCCGCCGCCGCCAUGGCGGAAGUUCACAGACGUCAGCAUGCUCGGGUUAAAGGAGAAGCCCCCGCGAAAUCCUCCACACACAGACAUGAGGAGGAGCUGGAGAUGGCUCCGGCCGAAACGCUGACGGUGUUCCUGAAGCUGCUGGCCGCCGGCUUCUACGGCGUGAGCUCCUUCCUGAUCGUGGUGGUGAACAAGAGCGUGCUCACCAACUACAGAUUUCCGUCCUCCCUAUGUGUUGGACUUGGCCAGAUGGUGGCCACUGUAGCUGUUCUCUGGGUGGGAAAGGCACUCAGAGUAGUCAAGUUUCCCGACUUUGACAGAAAUGUACCUCGAAAGACAUUUCCACUACCUCUACUAUAUUUUGGGAACCAAAUCACCGGAUUGUUCAGCACAAAAAAACUGAACUUGCCAAUGUUUACAGUUCUGAGAAGGUUCUCUAUCCUGUUUACAAUGUUUGCUGAAGGACUUCUACUGAAGAAGACUUUUUCUUGGGAUAUUAAGAUGACUGUAUUUGCAAUGAUUAUUGGAGCCUUUGUAGCUGCCAGCUCUGACUUGGCAUUUGAUCUGGAAGGAUAUGUUUUUAUUCUGAUAAACGAUGUUCUGACAGCAGCAAAUGGUGCAUACGUGAAGCAAAAAUUAGAUUCAAAAGAGCUAGGAAAAUAUGGUCUGCUCUAUUACAAUGCACUGUUCAUGAUUCUGCCCACCCUGGCCAUUGCAUAUUUCACAGGAGAUGCACAAAAGGCAAUGGAGUUUGAGGGCUGGGCUGACACCCUGUUUCUUCUACAGUUUACCCUCUCCUGUGUGAUGGGGUUUAUCUUGAUGUAUGCCACCGUUCUCUGCACUCAGUAUAAUUCUGCUCUUACAACUACAAUAGUUGGUUGUAUUAAGAAUAUAUUAGUAACUUAUAUUGGAAUGGUUUUUGGGGGUGAUUAUAUAUUUACAUGGACAAAUUUCAUUGGCUUAAAUAUCAGUAUUGCUGGAAGCCUGGUGUAUUCUUACAUUACUUUUACUGAAGAGCAGCUGAGCAAACAGUCAGAAGCCAGUAACAAACUGGACAUUAAAGGGAAAGGAGCUGUGUGACCAGAGGACUGCAACUGCACAUGCCCAAGUUUCUUAUUGGCUUAAAGCUGGGCAGCUCCCUACAGAUACUGAAUAUCCUGAUCGUGGGAUUACCAUUUGUUUGCACUUGUAUGAUAUGGGGAUUGUUUGUGGUCUUUGAAAAUUUUAUCAGAGAAACUUUUAAUUGAUGUUAAGUAUGUUGUUUGAAUUAAUUUAUAUCAGCUUGGAAAAUGUAGUAGGCUUUCAAUUUAUUUUUCAAUUCUGACAGUGAAACAUCAUUUUUUUGAAAAUAUUUAUUCCAUAGUUUGAUAUCCAGGGGACCCUGAGAGCUGCAUGUAUAGUGUGCUCCCUCUGGAGCCUCACCAUUCUGUCUGGAGCAGUUGAGCUUUCCUCUGCUGGGAAGGCAGCACCUUUGCUCUGGAUUGCACAUUUGCCUCUGUUCCUUGGGCACUAUUAACCUAGACAGUCUGUAUUUUGGUGUCUUAAUUAGGAGACUAGAGAGGCGCUUUUUUCCCCCCAAUUUCAAAGUUUUACUUGUAGGAUCCACAACUUGCUUAUAGGCUUUAAGAAAAGCAAUUUGCAAGUGUUUUAUAGUCCUCAUGUAUCAGGAACCCAUGGCAGGUUUGCAUGGGUCAAGCUGAAGCAUAGUCUCUACAGACACAGUAGAAUAUCUUUCCUCAGAAGAUUUGCAGGUGUACCUAGGCUUGGGUGCUUUUGUUUUCCUUAUUACACCCUCUUUCACUGAGAAAAGACUUAAUGAUCAGCACUUUUGCUAAGUUUGGGGACACAGUGCUUGCUCUCAAGAAGUUUAUAAUUCUUCAGCCAGAAGUGGUGGCCUGGACCCUAACUGAGAGAGGAUACAGAUGCAAGAAGUUAGUAACAUGUGAGCAAAAGCUGUGUGCAGCUUUGAGGUGCACCACCCUGAAAUGGAAGUGGUGUUUCAAUCUCAGAGGACUUUCAUACUGUAUUUCUCCUCUAUCUGAGAGACUACACAGCUGUUAGAAUUCUGAGUAGCUGGAGCUCUUCCUCCCCUGUUGCAUGUACUCUUAUCUCCUGGUAGCUGUUUUAUACAGGCUCUUAUACCUGGUUUUCCCCUCUGUGAGGAAGAAAGUACUCAGAAUAAAGGAGGGAGUGACUACAGAACUACUUAGGCACUCUCAGCAAAUGUAGCUGCAGUCCCUCUUUCAUUGUGAGACUAUGGGCAACAGAGGCCUGGGCAGUAUGUGUAUGUGUUUCCUGAGAAACAUGACCCUGUGCCUAAUUGCCUUGGGACUGCCUAGGAAACAAUUUUAAAAACUCAAUACAAUUGUUGCUACUGUAUGUUGCACUUGCUUCUUCCUGAUUUUGUUGUUAUUGUU